AUGGAGAAGGAGACGAAUCAAAAAAUUAAAUUUAGUAUUUUUAAGUUGAACGAGGAGUAUAAAAUGUUUAUGAAGAACGUUAAGAAUCGUAAGGCGUUGUUUUUCGCGCAGAUUUUCGUAUCGUUGAUCGCUAUUUUUCUUGGACAGUUGUUCACGUUGGUCGAAUAUUCAAAUCUUAUUGGAAAAAUCGGGUCUUUGUCUUCGUCUCUGUUCGGGGGGGCUGGAGUUAUAGUUACGAUUUUUACUGCUUAUUUUAAUUACACUUCGGAGAAGUAUCUUGAGGGGGCUAGUGAGACUAAGAUUGAAGACAAAACUUUUAAGUUGAUGCAUUUACAUAUAGAGGAAGAGUUACUUGGGAUUUUUUCUGCUACAUAUAAAGAUGAAGAUCAAAAAGAUAAAAAAGGUCAAGAAGAUAAAAAACUCCUGAGUUUUUAUAUUUCCAAGCUGAGAUUGUUAAAUAGUAUUUUUUAUAAAGAAAGGAUGGUGGACAUAAUAUUUGCUGUUUUAUUUUUCUUGUUUAUUUUAUCGAUUUCUAUUUUUUUAUCGUUGAUAUAUCAAGAUACUGGAGAGACUUAUGUGGGUAAGAACGCUGAGAGGGCGUUGAGGCAUGCUUUGAUGUAUUUGGGAGAAAUAUGGUUUGGAUUGAUCAUUCUUUCCAAAUCGUUGGAUGUUUAUGAUAAUUUGAAGAUCCUUACUUUUAGGAGAUCUAGCAUUAAAGUUGCAAAUAUUUUUAUUGAAUUGUUCAAAAUUUUUUUCUGGAUUGUGAAUAUUUUUACCUUGAUGGCGAUUUAUUAUCUGAUUAUAGGAAGGAUUAAAAUGAAUAAGUAUCGGUAUCGUUAUCAUUUGUUUCGUAUGGUUCGUUUAAAAUUGUAUCCAGCUGAGAUUCUUAACAUAGAAUUGAUUUUGAAUGGGAUCAAACCUAUAGUUUAUGAUAAAGAUGAUAAAAGACCAGAAAGAGAAAUGUAUGAAUAUAUCAAAUAUGAUGAGGAUAAAGUGUUUAAACGGUUUUUGGAGGAAAUUUCAGUAAAUGAGAAGCAUGCUUGA
Molecule: messenger RNA, 1044 nt
Organism: Cetraspora pellucida
Lineage: Eukaryota; Fungi; Glomeromycota; Glomeromycetes; Diversisporales; Gigasporaceae
Source: the annotation of a GenBank genome assembly